UAGAGGAGGCGUGUCAGUAUAAAACUGCGGACAGACGCGAUUUUAGGACACUUUUCCCGCCUUCGUUCCCUGACUCGCGGCACUCGUGACAACACUUUGGGAAGAAGAAAUGGCGAGAACAAGCAUGGCCCAGUUCCUGUUCCUCUUAGUUCCCUUCGCUAUGAUGUACGCAGGGACACUAGCCCAGUUCACGUGCCCGGCUGACCACGACCCGCCGUACCCGCCGUUCUGUCCUCAGCCGGGAGACUCGCCUAACGCCACCGCCUGCUGCUACGACUCCACCCGCACCCCGUCGACAUACUGCUGCGACCCUGGAGACAUACUCGCUGGACUAGCGGGCUGGAUCAUUGCAGUUAUUGUGGUGGCAUUUGUGCUGUUCUUCGGCGGGAUCGUGCUGUGCAUCUGCUGUUGCUGCAGCUGCUGUCUCCUGGCACAGCGCAGACAGCAGUCACAAUACAUCGUCAUCACCCCGUAACACAGGCAAUUCAGGAAAGCCAACAUUCGCCAGCAAAUGCAGAACAUCUCUCCCCAUGUCUUUGCAAUAAGUGUCUCAAUCAGGCCUAGGAAUCUUAAUGUUGUGUUUUCAGUUUUAGUCCUAAAAAAUUAGGGCCACUAGGUAGGGAUUAUCUCCUUUUUUUCAAAUAUGUUUUAGAAUUUCAGCAGAAGUUAUCCAACAAAUGCUGUCACACUACAUUGUCAUCAGUCCAUAACACAGACAAUACCAAGUACUGGUGUUAUCAACAAGGGAUUGAGGUGUUCAAAAACACAUUUUUUUUCUAGAAUUUGCUGCCACCAAGUGCAGUAGGGGGAAUCAUAAUGUGCAAAGACUAGGUGUAACAAAUCAUUUUGUGCAGUUGGUUGCAAAGCUCCUAAUUGUAUCAAAGUGCAACUUUUGUUUUGCUCAAUGUUUUCAUGGUUUUACAUGGAAAAAUACAAACACAAAUGUACUAGCAUUGAAAUAAAGAUACAUCCAUUACAAAAAUCAUACAUUUCAUUUAUUUCAGUCAAGAGUUUCUAUUCUAUGUUGAGUAUCCUACAAUGACAGCAUAUCCUACAUGAAGUAUACUACACAUAUCGGACCUGUACAUGUUUUGGGUAAUAAAUGGUUUCAAAAUGUAA
Branchiostoma belcheri (Belcher's lancelet) is the source of this 1119-nucleotide messenger RNA. RefSeq lists its product as uncharacterized. The coding region runs from base 110 to 475 and encodes 121 amino acids. NCBI's taxonomy places the organism in Eukaryota, Metazoa, Chordata, Leptocardii, Amphioxiformes, Branchiostomatidae. The transcript has 3 exons. The record is from RefSeq and is a predicted model, not a curated record.